Molecule: messenger RNA, 4660 nt
Organism: Amoebophrya sp. A120
Lineage: Eukaryota; Dinophyceae; Syndiniales; Amoebophryaceae
Source: the annotation of a GenBank genome assembly
AGGCGACAGCGAACGACAAGAACUGUGUAAAAUUUUGGUAGCACAUUUUGGUAGUGAGUACCAUUCGAGUUGUGCUGGAAUCGACUUGCUUGUUGUAGUGAUUUCUGUUGCAACUAGAACUUGUAUUGUGCACGGAGUAUAAUGAAAAGUGUAAGUGGUUUUGAUCAUUUUGACUUCACGCUAAUUCAGUUACAUAGAGAGUGGUCCUUCUAGUGGAUUUUUAUGAAUAGCAAAAAACUACUUAUGCACCGCGACUUCGAGCGGAAACGGAAGUACAUGCCCAAACACUACGGACACGGCGACGCAGCGGGACACAUGAUGCGUGUAUGAUAUUGCAAGUUCUCCUUCUCCUCGCCGCCAAGCAGUAGAAGCUCUACCCCACCGACGUCAGUGACCCACGAGGUGUUAGUUGCCAAACGACCUCCUUUCGGACUACAACCUGCCUGCAAUCAUGGGAGCCCCAGCGGCGUGUGCACGACGGGUAGUUCUUCCUUUGCAGAUAAGGAUUGCUGCUGCAGCUCGACAGGAGAGGUGACGCCAAACAUACCGCAUGGGGUAAAUUGAACAAAACUUCUCGUUGGUUGCAAGGAGCCUCGGACCAUAGCUACGAGCUGCGACUUCACACGACAUCUCACUCUAUAGAAGUCCACCAUGUCAUCUCCUAGCAGCAGCUCCCGCGGCCCCAUGAAUAUCAAGGCGACGGAGCCGCGUUGGCCGUCUCUCGUGUCUACCGUCGUGAACAUUGCGCGCGCCGCCAACCAGCAGGAUUUGGGGGACUACGUGGCCUUUCCCUCCGGGUUUGUGCCCGCACUGGACCCGGUUCGCACCGGGCUCCGGAAGCGGCACGGGCUCGACGUUGUGCUGCCGAAGACGCGGCCGACCGGGACUUUGCCGAAGGUAUUGUUUGUGUACUCGUCCUCCGUCGUGCUGGGCACGAGGGAGUUGUACCAGCACUUGGCGGCGCACCUCAGUUGGCACGCGGUCUGCAGCGUGGCUUUAUUCGACGUCGACGGGGAAGCUGUGGAGAGCGGCAACAGUGCUGAAUUCAAGUUGAGCAAACUCCGCUUCGUGUGGGAAACGGCGAAACCAGACUACGUCAUCGCAGACAGCUUCGGGGCGACAUUGUGUCUGUUGCUGCUCAGCGAGGUUUGCGAGGAGGAGAGGAAGGAGGCAGCGAAAGUACUAUCUCCCAGCAGCCCUCGUUCUCCUGACGGGGUGCAGGAGCGAGCAGUAGAGCGCGGUCAGCAGAAGUUCUCCCCCUCGCCCCGAAUGUCGACUAAGCACCAGCGACGCAGAAAUAAUGAAGAACCGCCCGCCGACGACCUUGCGGAGGCGCUUGAUGGCAGUUUACGGCUGAAUUUAGAUAGAGCAGGAGAAGGGUCGGUCGGAAUGAAAGGCCAAGCGAAUUCUCCUCCAGCGGGAACAAGACCUGCAGGUGCACCAACUAGAAGCGCCGCGCGAAAGAAGUUUUCCCUCCUGGGCGGGCUGUUGCUACUUUCCCCCUGGGUAGACCUGCAGGACCAGAAACUUCCGUCCUGGGAUUCCAACCAGUGCUCUUACGACUACCUCGACCCCACGGUCAUGCGUCGCGUCGCGCUGGACUUCGCAGCGGAGCAUGCAGAAUAUUGCACCGUGAAAUCGCAGCACGAAAAGUUGCAGGCGAUGGAAAAAAUAUUGAACAGGCAAGAAGCAGCUGCAACGUCCUCGCACGGGAUAAUCACAACUAUAGAAGCAGGCUCGACGCCAAGAAGUAAAAACUUAGCGGGAGGAGCCACGACCUCAGGGGGAGCAAGGACGACUUCCAGCAGUAAGCUCGGGGCGAAAGCAGAGUCCAGUGCUGGCAGUAACAAUACAACGUCUAACAUGAACGACCAAAAAGCCGCUUUCGGUGCUGCGGCCCUCGUUUCCGGCGAUUCGGCUACCGUCGCCGCGGCCCGUCUUUCGCGGUACAAGGUGGCUUUUCGGGCGGUUUCCGACUCGUCUUCGUCGGAAGAGGACUCUCCGCCGGCGAAGCGACGGACCUCGAGCGUGCAGGACAGUGUUUUGUCGAGCGAGAGCGCCGCAUCGACGCAGGACAACGAGGAGGACCAGAAGAACACCUUGAAAAUGCGGAAGGGCCAGGAGAGCUUCGCGAUGAUGCUGGGGCUGAAGCCGAAAGAGAAGCAAAAAUCCGCGUGGAAAGAGAUCGUCGCGCCGGAAAUUUCGGAGGAGGAGAUUCUCCGGCGGGCCUCGCCGAGUUCCUUCGCGGGCGACUUUGCGAACCAUUUUUCGCCCGAAGUCUGCCCCCGGAUACACAUCGUCUUUGGCGGCCGCGAGAAGCUCCGCGACCAGAUCCGGGUGUUCGCGAAAAACCUGCAAGUCGCGCACUUCAAGGCCGAGCAAUCGGGAAAACCGGCGGUGAAUGUGCGAGUGGAGGAAUUUGCGGAUUUGGCGCACUCCUUCCUGCCGCUGUUCUCCGCCUUCGAGCCCCGACGGCAUUACGGCGACAUCCACAUGGCCCUGAACUCGGUUCUGCGGUUUCUGUGCACGCCGGUCGGUAACAGUGGCGGUGCUUGUGCAACAUCUACUGCGCUGCAGCAUAAAAACUAUGGCAUGAUGAUGAAAACUGUUCCACUGCGGGCACCGUCGUCAAUCAUGCUCCGACGCGAGAGCGACGCAGUACCGCAUCACGGCAGUAGUACCCAAAGUGCAGCGGGGGCGGCGGCCUUCGGGAAUAAAGCAGCGAUAGGUACAACAAGCAUUUCGAAAAGUACCAGCGAUCAACAUCUUCCCAAUCGCAGCGGCACUCUGGUACAACAUCAGUCAUCCAACCGGCCCGAAGACGAUCGUGCCCCACCCCCUGCACCGAAACCCCCUUUUACUCCCUCCGAGCUGGAUGUGCGAGAUUUUGGCGAAGCCAACCUAUGCCCCUUGCGGUUGCACGUGAUCCAAGACUUUUCGCCCCCGGAACCCAGCGACGCCCUGUACUGCGAGAAUUGUCUGCGCGACAAGCCGGGCUGGAGCGCGUUCGGGAGCACUGGUACCUCUAGCACUCAUGACCACCUGGCCCCCUGCACGAAUUUAGGGGGUAACAGUUGCGGCGGUUUGCGACUCUGCGGCAAGUGCCGCGAGUCGCACGUGUGCGACGCGUGGAUCAGCUUGCUACGGGACAUGUGCGUUGUCGGCCGCGCAACCCCGGGGGACUGCCUGGUUUUGCACGCCCCGUCCGCCGAGUAUCCCAUCGAGAAGCUGUUUCUCAUUUCCCAGGGCGGCCGUCCCGCGGAAAAUACUAGUACAACCACUGGAGAUAAUAAUAAAACCAAGAUGUUAUUAACCGCGCAAGCAUUGCAAGAUGCGGUGGCAAAGACCACGCUGCGCUACGGACCUCCGCAGGAGAAUUAUAGCAAUUCUGGUUCUACUUCAACCGCAGCAGUGGUCGACCCAAAUUCCUCCUGGGGCGCCAUCGCCGACUGGUGGAGCACGGCGGAGCAGGCCGAGGAAGCCAGAAAAGAGCGGGAGAGGCGCGCGGAGCGGCGGUACUCGGAACUCCUGGUUUUCCUCGCGACUUUACUGGAGAAGGUGGAGCAGAAGCUUGGGCGGACGUCCGCGGACAUUGCGGAAGACUUCCCGUUCGCGACCAUCGAAAACCUGGAAAUCGAGCACCUCGGGUUCCAGCACCUGCUCCGAUUUCUCCGGCAGCUGGAGGUGUUGGCGCACACCACCUACGCCCCCAUCCUCACCAUGCACACCGGGCUUAUGUCGCUGCACCGCCGGGGGGUGGACUUUUUGCAGCGCCGGCAGCAGGGGCCCACGAUCCAGGACCGAACGCUGUUGACCAUGGACUCCGCAGUGAAUUUAUUGCCGAUUUACUGUGCAACGACCAGUCCCGCACAGCAAAAUAAUACCACGCCGUCGAGCAGGAGCGGGUCCAACGAACCCUGGUCUCCGGCGAGCUAUUACAACAGCGGUCUGGAUACAAAUACAACAACCCGGCGAAAUAACAACAGCAAUAACUACCCUUUCGUGGACGAUAAUUUCGGGAGUAAUCUGCGGUACCCCUUCAGCGGGCCACUGAGUGGCCGCGGCGGUCGUGACAUCUACUCCGAGGACGACGACGAGGACCAAUUCUCCAGCAGCACACCAGGUGGAAACGCGAAUCGUAGGUUCCAACACCGCCCACGAGCUAGCACCCUCGACAGCGAAGAGAGUAACUGGCGAAGUUACAACUCGGAACAGUGAUGCAGCUCUGGACUUUCACAGCAGCCUGGCGGAACAAGAACUGUCUUGUCGUGGAGCAUGUGCUGGGAUCUGGUUUCGCAGCAGCACAGACGGUGUUGCGCACGAUUUGAACGGACCGGUUUGGUGCAGCUUCUUUGGUCUUGUCGUAUCUCGUCGAAGAAGUGGAGUCACAGCCAACGCAGAAGGGGGCUGUGACGGGCGAGGGGAUGGCAAUCACUGGAACCAGAUUUAUUUUCUCUCCCCCUGGUGUUGGUCUGCAAUUAUAAAUAUGCACGCCCUCGAAAUGUUUUGAAUGCAGAUGACCCACCUGCUGGCGACACCUGACGAACUUUUCUGUAGAUUGUACAGCGACUACCAUGUGGAAAUCAUUUGAACAAAGGAAAUUAUUCAUUAUAGUCGUGAAAGACUUGUGCAAGAUGCAUUCAAUGAUUAUUUUGUGGGA